Messenger RNA from Octopus bimaculoides (California two-spot octopus), 4576 nucleotides. Its product is annotated as DNA excision repair protein ERCC-1. Lineage: Eukaryota; Metazoa; Mollusca; Cephalopoda; Octopoda; Octopodidae. Gene Ontology annotation, molecular function: single-stranded DNA binding; damaged DNA binding. Gene Ontology annotation, cellular component: nucleus; ERCC4-ERCC1 complex; nucleotide-excision repair factor 1 complex. The record is from RefSeq and is a predicted model, not a curated record. Gene Ontology annotation, biological process: UV-damage excision repair; mitotic recombination.
ACAAGACAGGAAAACAAACAGAAAAGGCUUUACGGCCAGACGAGAAAAAUUAUGUAUAUAUAUAUAUAUAUAUAUACAUACACAUAUACGACGAGCUUCUUUCAGUUUCUGUCUACCAAAUCCACUCACAAGACUUUGGUCGACCCGAGGCUAUAGUAGAAGACACUUGGCCAAGAUGCCACGCAGUGGGACUGAACCCAGAACCAUGUGGUUGCCUUUGCCUAUUUCAUCUGGAUUUCACAAGACAGCAGCCUCCAUUUCACCAUUCAAAGCUACUACAAACAGCUCACCUGUAAAGGAGACCUCUCUUCCUCCUAAAUCUUCUACACCUGAGAAGAAAGACGUAUCAACUAAUAAGGAACACAUUCCCCCAGAAUUCCACCAAGCUUCUACUUCAAAUGACCAAACCAACAAUGUAACAAAACCAAGCUGUAAUGAUUCUUCAAGUAAAUCAACAUCGGAAAUUUCCUCUGAUACAUCUGAAAAUAAGAAAACUGAUAAUCUGAAAGCAGAUGAUCCUUUGAAAAGUGCCAACUCUGCUCAACCCACCGUGACCAGUAGAGCUUACAGUAAUUCCAUUAUAGUUAACUCGAGACAGAGAGGAAAUCCAAUUUUAAAAAGUAUCCGGAAUGUUCCAUGGGAAUUUGGCAACAUUGUACCUGAUUAUGAAAUGGGGAAAGCUUGUUGUGCUCUUUUUCUUAGUUUGCGGUAUCACCAGUUGCACCCAGAAUAUAUACACAAACGACUUGUGUCCCUUGGUAAAAGCUAUGACUUGAGAAUAAUGCUUGUUCAAGUUGAUGUGAAAGACUGUUCCUAUCUUUUGAAAGACUUGGGGAAAAUGUGCAUCCUUGCCAACUGUACAUUAAUUCUUGCAUUUUCACCUGAAGAAGCUGGUCGUUAUCUCGAAACAUAUAAAGUCUAUGAGAAUAAACCACCUGAUGCCAUCAUGGAAAAGCCUGAUAAAGAUUAUAUAUCAAUGCUGACAGAAUGUUUAACUUCUGUGAAACAAAUCAACAAGACUGACUGUGCCAAUAUCAUCUCCAAAUUUAUGUCAUUAGAGGCCGUCAUUCAGAGUAAUGAAAAAGAUUUUACAUUUUGCCCUGGUUUGGGACCACGGAAGGCUGAGCAACUGUACAAUGUUUUCCAUGAGCCAUUUUUAAAAAGAAGAAAACUACCAUCAAACAAUGAUGAAGUUGUUGAAACUAGCCCAAAGAAGUAAACAUUGCUGGUCACCCUCAUUUUCCUGAUCACAGAAAGAACACAGUAACUAUGAUGGAGAUAAAACAGAAAAGCUGCUCAGUUUAUCAUCAGCAAAAAAUGUGAUGUAUAUUGUAACAAAUGUAUUGGAUUAACUUGACAAUACUAUUGUCUUAUAUUUGUUUUAGGAAGCAGUAUAUGAAAUGACGUAGCCUUUAUUGAGAUUUUCUGUCUGACAAAAAAUCUCUAAAGCUUCUUAUAAUUAUGUGCAUGUACAUCUAUAAAUGCCAUUUAUAUGUAUGUAACUGAACAUACAUACAUACAUACGUUUUCUUUUUUAUCUAAAUAACCAUCUGAUGGUUGGAUUCUCAUUUUCAACUUUAGUUAGGCUUCAUUAGUAAUGACAUAAAUUCCAACCCUGUUAUCGAGUCACUAAUGGAGCACAAUUGAGUUAACAAAAAAAAAGUAACAUCAGAAAGUAAUCAUAAAAAUGUGUAUCAGCAACCAUCUGAAUAACAAAAGAUGGCUUCAUCAAAAUAACACCUUGAUAAUUGUGAUAGACAUCAAAACAAACAGAUAUAUAAACAAGUGAAUGGUAAUAGGAAUAUGUAAAUAUUUACAUGAAAGUAAAAAACAAACAAAAAAAAACAAAAUCAUACGUAAUACACACACACAUGCAUGAAUAUAUACUCCUGCAUAUAUGUAUGUGUAAUAUAUAUAUGUAUGUGUGUGUAUGUGUAUACAUACAUACACAUACACACUAACGUAAAUGUAUAUAUAAUGGCUGACUAAAUAGAGUGUAUCAUAGCGUUACAUGUGAGAAUGACAAUGGCUCUUGAAUCCUGCCAGCAGCUUACAAAACUUGAUGCAGGUUCAACGUUCAUACAAAUUCUUUUGACUUCUUGGUUGUUCCGGAUCAUUCUAAUGAUUUUCUCUGUGCAUCCUCAUGUGCCUAGGUAAACCCGAGUGAUUUAUACGUGUUUUCUGGCACACAGUGCAUGUGAAGUUGGCCCCAACCAGAAAGUUGUAGUUUGUAAUAGAUCUUUUUCGUGGCUUCUCUGAUGGGUCACCAGGCCUGUGUGAGACGUACAUAUGCAGCCAUAGACCUCACAGACUUGAUGAGGAACUGUAGGGUCAACGAAAUUGUCUUUUCAUGCUGAUCUUCUGCAUGACCGCUCAUUUUUAUUUCACUGGAAUGUGCUCAUUCUGUCAUAGUCCAGAUUUUUUUGUCAUGUGAUAUGUCUUCUCGCUCCUGUUAUGAAAUCAUACAGAUUCCAAGCAGUUCUUUUAAGUUGUCCUUAAAUCACUUUCUCGACUUACGCUGCAGUCAAAUACUUUGCAACAGUGUGCCAAACAACAUCUACUUUGGAAUUUGGCUUUCAUCAAAACACACAACAUAAUCAGCCCAGUGCAUAUAGUGAUGAUGGAUGUGAGCUUCAAUACUCACUGCAUUUGCAUAUGUCAGCAUCCUAAUGCACUUAUGCAAACUGGAAACAGUAUAUGCCUUGACAUAUGCUAAGGUAAAUAUAUACACACACAGACAUGUGUUUAUGUACAUAGAUAUAUAAAUACACACUUGUACAUAUAUGAGGACCAAGUAUGCCUUUCAAAUUGUCAUACAAUACUCUCAAGUUGUGCAAGUUAGCAGCCAGUUCCAAUUCUUGGGUUUUUCUUUGCUCACUGAAGAUUUUCUAUUUCAUGCAAUUUUUUUGAGCAAUUUUCUUAGAGGAUGCAUAUAAGGAUCUGUGUGAUAGUGAGUUUUUGUUUGAGAUCCAUACGUUGUAUUUUUCAUGCAUAGUUUUUAGAUGUUUUGUUUGAGAAUCAUUCACACUGAACCAAUUUUGAUGCUUGUGAUUGAUUAAUCUUAGAAUUUCUUCAGCAGAUGAUUUAAUUCUGUUAUUAAGAUUACAUCACAAAGCUUCAGGAUCAUUGCUUUUCUCUAUAUUCUCAAGUUUUGAAUUUAGAUACAUUCCAAAAUUUUGUAUCAUUUCAGGAUUUUUUAAUGAAGGCACAUUUAUUCUAGAAAUCUUAAUUUCCUCUUUGUAUAUGGUUUAACAAAUACCUGAUUGCAAGCCAUUCUGUAAUCCAAGUAACUCUUGGGAAUUUUAUGAGCUCUUGUUGAUCUGACAUCACAGAAAUUUUUGCUCUUAGCUAUGCCAGUCAAGCAUGUGCCAGUUAUCUGAUUGUGGAGACUUACAGGCAUUUUUAUAUUUAAUGACUGGCUGAAAUACUGUCUGUGAUUAUAAGACCAAAUUAUUCACAAAAAGACAACAGUUGUAAACCACUUGCAUUCAUCUUUCCUGUUCCAUGUUUUCCUACUACUUUUGCCCAUACAGUGUAUUUGUUACCUGUUCUGGCAUUAAAAUGGCCCAUUAAUAUGACUUUGUCAUGAUACAGAAUUUUACUUAUAACUCUUUGUAAUUUAAUGUAGAAAAUGUUAUGUUCUUGCUGAGGCUCUGUAGGUGUAUAUGCACUGAUAAUGUGCAUAAACGAUGAAUUACUUAUGGGUAUACAAAAGGUCAUGUGAUGCUCAUCAACAGCUUGGGGAAUGGAUGGCAGCUUAUGAAGUAAAGUGGAUUUAAUGGCAAAUCCAACUCCAUGAAUUCUUGACUGAUCUGCUGGCUUUCCACUCUCAAAAUAUGCAUAGCUACUUCCAACUUCUAAUUCAUCAGAAUUUGCAAACCUGAUUUCACUUAGAACAGCAAUAUCAAUAUUAUAUGAACCAAUUACCUUUGCAGUUAAUGCUGUUUUUUUGUUCCAGACUCUAAUUUGGAUUUUAAUGGUCUGUGUAGUAGUAAGAAUGUUAAAAUGUUCUGCUAAGCAGAGUUGUUACCAAUGAAAUGUGCUGGAGCUGAUUCUAUAAUGACCGAUUUAAUGCUAUAGUUGAUUCCUUUGUUUUUUUAAACUUCAAAUAUACUUUGAAAGUUUUGUUAUAGACUUUUUUUGUCCUCAUCUGAAAGUGUAUAUAUGCUGAGUAUGUCUUCAUUUAAAAGUGUUAUCUAUGGGUAAAUUAAAACUUCCUUAUAAUAGUCCCUCAGUUGGCACUCUGUUGCUUACAACGUUGAGGGUUCCAGUUGAUCCGAUCAACGGAACAGCCUGCUCGUGAAAUUAACGUGCAAGUGGCUGAGCACUCCACAGACACGUGUACCCUUAACGCAGUUCCUGGGGAUAUUCAGUGUGACACAGUGUGACAAGGCUGACCCUUUGAAUUACAGGCACAACAGAAACAGGAAGUAAGAGUGAGAGAAAGUUGUGGUGAAAGUGUACAGCAGGGUUCGCCACCAUCCCCUGCUGGAGCCUCGUGGAGCUUUAGGUGUUUUUGCUCAAUAAACACUCACAACGCCCAGUCUGGGAAUUGAAACCGCGAUCCUAUGACCAC